Penicillium brasilianum is the source of this 810-nucleotide messenger RNA. The record is from the annotation of a GenBank genome assembly. NCBI's taxonomy places the organism in Eukaryota, Fungi, Ascomycota, Eurotiomycetes, Eurotiales, Aspergillaceae.
CUCUCAUCUGCCACAUAUGACACUCAGAACCGUUCAUCUCAUCGCGUCCCGUAAUGCCGAAGCUCAACGGGCGCAUUUUGCGAUCUUUGUUCCUGCUGAUGGGGCCCCAGAGCAAGGAACCUUGAUCGAAGCCGUGGGCGCACCGAUGGCCGGCUAUAUGCUGGAAUUCAAGCGAAAUUAUUCCCCUUCCGAUGAUUCUAUCGAGAAACACGAAAUCAUUCCGAUCGGGGAGAUCGACUCUGCCAACAUCGUCGACGAUGAUUCAGGCAUUAAGCGUGCGGAUGCCGAUCCAAGGGGUGAUAUUGAGAUUGUGGCUUCUCAAAUUCCAACACCUGGGAUUAGUGAAAAUUUCUUGGCACCAGUCAACGAUACAACCAAUAAGCGCGAUCAAGAGUGGACGAUGGAGUAUGUCCGCCACCUUGUGGGUAAACGCCUCCUCGGAUCAGACGCCAUCCAGAUCGUGCAUAGGAAGCGGGAUCCGCCAACCCAUGGUCUAGGCUUCCAGCCUAGCCUGCGACGCUCAGUUUGAUAGCAGUGGGAAAUCACAUGAAGAUGACCCGUAACUCUAGCGGGAGACAACCACACCACUGAUGGAGCUAUGGGCAUUGUCUGAUUACUUGUUUUCUUGUUUGUCCGACAGGAUUUUUGCUCUUGAAUAAUUCCCCCGCGUUGUCUUCGAUGCUGGUAGUUAACGCUGUCAGACAUGGUAGAUGCCGGUGAAUUCCAGAUUUACUCGGAGCUGUAGCAUCUGGAAAGAACUUAAAUUAUCUUCAGCUUAGCAGACGGACUACAAAGUAGGCAAAUGGGCGC